CCUUUUAUAAACCCAUCACCUUCUUCUCACUUCCCCUGUUUUCUUUCUCUUUUAGCUAAGUGUUCUUACUUUAAUUUCUUCUUCUUCUUCAAUUUCCAUCAAUGGCCAAAGAACCAGUUCGUGUUCUCGUCACUGGAGCUGCUGGGCAAAUUGGAUAUGCACUUGUGCCAAUGAUUGCUAGAGGAAUGAUGCUCGGACCUGACCAGCCAGUGAUACUCCAUAUGCUUGAUAUUCCACCUGCACUUGACUCCUUAAAUGGGGUCAAAAUGGAGUUAGUUGAUGCUGCUUUUCCACUUCUUAAAGGCAUUGUUGCUACAACUGAUGUUGUUGAGGCGUGCACCGGAGUAAGUAUUGCAGUCAUGGUUGGUGGUUUCCCUAGAAAAGAAGGAAUGGAGAGGAAAGAUGUCAUGGCUAAAAAUCUUGCAAUUUAUAAGUCUCAGGCUUCUGCUUUAGAGAAGCACGCAGCCUCUGAUUGCAAGGUUCUGGUUGUUGCUAAUCCUGUAAAUACUAAUGCGUUGAUUCUAAAGGAAUUCGCCCCAUCAAUGUCCGAAAAAAACAUUAGUUGCCUAGCUAGGCUAGAUCAAAACAGGGCACUUGGCCAAAUCUCAGAGAGAUUGAACGUUCCAGUCUCUGAUGUUAAGAAUGUGAUCAUUUGGGGGAAUCAUUCGUCGACUCAGUACCCUGAUGUUAACUACGCUACUGUCAAAACUCCGUCCGGGGAGAAAUCUGUACGAGAGCUUGUUAAUGACGAUGAAUGGUUGCGUAAAGAGUUCAUCGCUGAAGUCCAGCAGCGCGGUGCUGCAAUCAUCAAGGCUCGAAAGCUUUCAAGUGCACUGUCGGCUGCUAGUGCUUCUUGUGAUCACAUUCGUGAUUGGGUUCUUGGAACUCCUGAGGGCACUUGGGUCUCCAUGGGGGUCUACUCUGACGGCUCAUAUGGUAUACCAGCCGGGCUGAUUUAUGCUUUCCCCGUCACCUGCAAAAAUGGAGAGUGGACAAUUGUUCCGGGACUUGACAUUGAUGACUUUUCGAGAAAGAAGUUGGAUUUGUCCGCAGAAGAACUUUCCGACGAGAGGGCUCUUGCUCACUCAUGUCUCUCGUAAAUGCCGGGACUUAAUUUCCAAGGCUAGCAUUAAUAACAAGUCUUUUGUGCCAGGCAUUCUUGAAUAAGGCAGUUGUUUACUUAGUAAUGAACCAUUGUCAAUUGAGAAACUAUGUUUUGAAUACUCUGCUAUGCUUUUCAGAUCAUUUUAGAAUAUCUGAUAUUCUUCGGUCAAUAAUACUGAUGUGGUUUUUCUUUUU
Molecule: messenger RNA, 1299 nt
Organism: Mercurialis annua (annual mercury)
Lineage: Eukaryota; Viridiplantae; Streptophyta; Magnoliopsida; Malpighiales; Euphorbiaceae
Product: malate dehydrogenase, cytoplasmic-like
Exons: 7
Coding region: 102-1100 (332 amino acids)
Biological process (GO): tricarboxylic acid cycle; malate metabolic process; oxaloacetate metabolic process
Molecular function (GO): L-malate dehydrogenase (NAD+) activity
Source: RefSeq, a predicted model, not a curated record